GAAAGUCGACGUUUCGGGCAAAAGCCCUUCAUCAGGAAUGCUCCUCCUAUGCUGCCUGACCUGCUGUGCUUUUCCAGUACCACUCUUAAUCUAGACUCUGAUUUCCAGCACCUGCAGUCCUCACUUUUGCCAAGUUUAAAAUCACACAACACCAGGUUAUAGAUUUAUUUGAAGGCCUGUGCUUCCAAAUAAACCUGUUUGACUAUAACCUGGUGUAUGAUUUUUAACUUUGCAGCCUAGAGAUAGACAACGUUGGCUAAGUCACAUGAGUGCCUGCUGUGUCCACGGUCCGGGAGCAUAACCAGAUGCGGUCUGAAGAAAUGAAACUGUUCCUUUUGGGAAAUGGACACACCAAUAUAGUCUCUCUCGUAUAUGCAGCAGAAACACAGCGAUGUAAAUGGCGGAGAACUUGCAGCCAGGACCUCUCAGAGGACAGGCUCUUCCCCAAGCUGACUGACUGCUGAUUUAUCCCUAUCUGGAAAAAACUGUGAACACUUGAUGUGACAGUACGCCUCUCACAGUCACUUGUACAAGGUACUUUCUGAGCCGCUGCAGUUGGGGAAACUGAGUGGAAACACUCACUGGACGAUGAAUUACACCCAGCAUGGCGCACACAUCUAUAACCAAGAAAACGACAGAUUCAAGGAGAAAGGAACAGAUAUCAUUUUCAAGUCUUCUUCAGAAUCAGUUUGCCCAUUGGAUGUCAGACUUACCAGAAAAGCUAUGGGACGAGUCACUGUGCAAUCUGGCGAUUCCAGGAAGCCAUGACUCGAUGACCUAUUGCUUAGACUUAACCUCUCCGAUCAAACCUUCAGAUAAGAUUUUAAACUAUUUGGAUCAUAUAAUUCCCUGUAUAAUUCGACCAGAGAUAUAUAAGUGGUGUAGGACACAGGAAUCCAGUAUAACUGAACAACUGGAAGCAGGUAUUCGGUUCUUUGACUUAAGGAUUGCUCAUAAACCAAAUGAUACUACAGAUCAUUUACACUUUGUACAUGGGAUCUUUACAACUGUAACUGUCCUGGAGGCUUUGAAGGAGUUUGGACUUUGGUUAAAAGCUCAUCCUAAGGAAGUGGUUAUAUUGGCCUGCAGAUCCUUCGACGGGAUGAAUGAGCAACAACAUCAUGAGUUAAUUCAGGAAAUAAAGAACUUAUUUGAGUCCAAAAUAUAUCCAAAAACCUCUUCUGAACCAGUAACACUCAGAAGACUUUGGGAGUUGGGUUGCCAAGUCAUCAUCUCCUAUGAUGACAAUAUUGCAAAACAAUAUCCAGAACUUUGGCCUGGAAUCCCUUAUUGGUGGGCAGACACAUAUGAUCCUAAAUUGCUAGUCCAAUAUCUAGAAAAUCAGAAACAGGCUGGACGACCAGAUGGAUUUUUUGUUGCUGGCAUAAACCUGACUGAAGAUUGGUGGUACAUCCUGACUCAUCUCCACAGCUCUUUGAAGAGACUGACUCUACCUAAUUAUGCAUAUUUGAGUGACUGGAUUAAGAAGCAGGUCGCAGGACCCGGAAAGCACUGUUUUAAUAUAAUUGCUGGAGAUUUCAUAAGAGCUGGCUACCUGGUGCCUGCUGUACUUUCUCUCAAUAACAUUGAUGUAAAAAUUGGCAGGUUUUACUGAAAAAACAAAGGAAGGUAUUUUUGUGAGAAAAUUGUGAGAUGUCGUCUUGAUCUGGUUAACUCUGUGCUGGAAUUUGAGGUGGUGAUGGUGGCAUCGUUUGGCUGUGGCACCCUGUAACCAAGUAAUGGCUUGAGGGGAGAGCUGCCAGCUUAUCAAAUGAGUGUGGGACUACAGGCAGCCAGCUGAUCACCCCCCGAAAGAUGAACUUACCUUCAAAGUUGGUAAACACCCUGGUGAAGGGUGUUGAAAAUUGAGCCAGAUUUAUUGAGGGGAGGUGGGGAGUUCUAUGUGGAACUAUCUUCAGUGGGUGUGGGUGUCCUUUAAGAAAAAAAUUAGAAUCAUAGAAUCCCUGCAGUUUGGAAGUGUGCUAUUUGGGCCAUCGACUUCACACAGAACCCGUGAAAGUAUCCUACCCAGCCCCAAAUGCAGUCCCAUCACUGUAAGCCUACCCUUCCCCAGACACUAUAGGCAAUUUAGCACUACCAAAAUCUAGCUAACCUGCACAUCUUUGGACUGUGAGAGGGAACUGGAGCACCUGGAAGAAACUCACAGACAUUGGGAGAACAUGCAAACUCCACACAGACAGUAUCCGAGGGUGGAAUUACUUGAACCAGGAGGACUUACUCACCCCAGCUUGGCAGUUAAGGCCUCCAAGAUGAUCAGUUCUGUAACCUCCUACCAAAUUCUAUGGCUGCUGGAAAAGGAACUUAUGUAGGCAGUAAUUGGCCAGUGAAGUGGCUUUAACCAUGGGAGGGCAGGCCACCUGCUACCUCUCCACUGUGAGUAGAAUCCAGGCAGAGGCAGAAGCCACUGUAUGACGCCCUAUUUCACCCCCAGUCUCCCACUGCCUUCCAACUGGCCAAAAUUGCAAAAUUUCAGCCUAAAUCUAUAAUUUGCAGUUAAAUUCAAUUCCAGGAGUUAGAAUUCAUAACCUUGGACUAUAUUGUUGGAUUUUCUGAAUGGCAGGUGUGAUGUUAAGUCCAAUUUAAAUUAGUUAGAUGCACCUAAAAGACUUCCUGGCCACUGCCACUCUCCUCAAAUCAGAGAAUCAUGCUGCAAAGUAGGAGACCAUUUUGGUCCCUUCGUGUCAGCAUUAGCUUUGUCAAAGAGUUAUCCAACUAAUUACUCUGAAGAAGACUCUUUAGCCACAAAGCAUUAACUCUGUUUCUCUCUCUAUAGAUGCUGCUAGGCUUGCUGAGUUUGUCCAGCAUUUUAUGUUUCUAUCCAAUUAAUCCCAUCCCUGCUCUUUCCCCAUACUCUUGCAAUUGCUCUUCCAUUUUAUACAUUCCACCAAAUUCCCUUUUGAAAGUUAUUGUUGGAAAUAAUUCUACCAUUCUUUACGGCAGUGCAUUCCAGAUCUUCACAUCUCAAUGCAGAAAGAAAAUUCUCCAUUCUCACAACUCAAACAGCUGAAAUGGCGACUGCUGCAUUUCAGACCUUACCAAAUGCAGAAAGGCAUCUGUUGGACAAAACCUUAAGAGGCAGCCUAUGUCUCAAUUUAUUUAAUCAUUAAAAACCAGUGGUUGACAAGUUUGUCCUGUUAUUACAGCCAACACUUAUCCUGAUGCAACUAAAUGCAUCACUGCUACAUCAAUGUUGUGAUUAUUUCCUAUAUUGUACUCCAUCAGAGGGAGUGCAGAAUCCAGCUCACGAGUUCUGUUAUUAUGAGAAAAUACUGAAAGUACUCAGCUCUGGCAGCACCUGCGGAAACAGAAGUGUUAGAUAUUAAAUACAAAAACAAAAAUUGCUGGAAAAGCUCAGCAAACCUGGCAGCAUUUGUGGAGAAAAGUCAGAGUUAACGUUUCAGGUUGAGUGAUCCUUCCACAAAACCAGAGAUCUGGUUUACAGUAUCUGGAGUUCUUCCGGUUUUUAGUUAGACUUCAAUAUUAGGUUUCAAGUUUCACGAGUCUUCAUCAGAAUUGAAGCCUAUCAAAAUGCCUAUAACAGUUAACUUCCUCUCCCUUUUUAGUUACAAUGAACAAUGUACUGAUCAUCAAAAAAGAUAAAAAUAGGUGCAGCAAUCGCUAACCAGUCAUUAUUAUCUGUUCCAGAAACUCACAAGUACUCAAUCUGUGAUAAGCUGCAAAAGAAAUAUGCUUGCCAGAGAAAUGUACUUGUGAGUGUUACAUGUUGCUUUAUUGCACAAUAGUCUUUUGAAAAAUAAAACACAUGAACAUA
Molecule: messenger RNA, 3793 nt
Organism: Hemiscyllium ocellatum (epaulette shark)
Lineage: Eukaryota; Metazoa; Chordata; Chondrichthyes; Orectolobiformes; Hemiscylliidae
Product: PI-PLC X domain-containing protein 1-like
Exons: 10
Coding region: 605-1615 (336 amino acids)
Biological process (GO): lipid metabolic process
Molecular function (GO): phosphoric diester hydrolase activity
Source: RefSeq, a predicted model, not a curated record